AUGAGCGCAGAGCUGCAGGCAUGGGCAUUGCCCCGUCUUCAGAGACUACUUCCAAUCGACGACGAAUCUCUUCGAGAGAUCAUAACUUACACCAACUCUCUCACCAAAGAAGCGGGUGCUGAUCACCUGAAGAACUUACUCGGCGAUUCACCACAGGCUCUGGAGUUCAUCUCAUCUUUUAAUGCGCGCCGACCACAAGUAUCUUCGAACAGGAGUCCAUCACAAGCACGCCCAGCGUUGACAGCGGAUGAGUCUGGUGUCCCAAGUCCAAAGAAGAGGGCUGCACGGAGAACGAAACCGCCACUGCAUGCAACUGGUCCUGCACGCACUCCAGAGGGAUACGGUAAUGUGUCUGGAGGAUAUACCAAGCACUACGAUGGAGACGACCAUUACUCAUCACCCCGGGAAUCUGUUUCCCAUAAUGAGGACGCGCCUUCACGGACGGGCACUGCUGAUGCCCUCCAAGUUCCAUUACGUACCACUCGUGUUGCACCGCAAUCCAGUGCGGCAUCUCGAGAUGCUUCGCCGGCUCUAAAAUCCAACAAAUUGCCACCCUCGGCAUCUGGGAGUUUGAUAUCGGAUUUUGGAUUUGCUAAUGUCCGAUCAAAGCAGUCGAAAAAGCCAGCUCAUCCAUCACAUUCGCAGCCCCAGUCGGGAACUGCGACACCACAGAAAGGCGGCCCUACCACUACCACGUCCAGUGUGGCCGACUUGACGGCGGCGAUCGCAGCACUAGAAUUGUCUACCAAUCCAACUUUAUCGAAAGAGAGAAGAAAAUGUACCUGCAAUGCUUCCAUUCAUCCCUUGUUCGAGACAGCUCCGAAUUGUUUGAAUUGUGGCAAGAUCAUAUGCGCCUUAGAAGGCCUUCAGCCAUGCUCAUUCUGCGAUGCUCCUAUCUUGUCAAAAGAGCAAGUCGAUAGCAUGAUCAAGGCACUAAAAGAAGAGCGUGGCAUUGAGAAGAUGGCUGCUCACAAUGCAGGCCAGACACACUCCGGUCGGGGUACACCUUUGUUCGGAGGAUCAACACCCGAGGCACUUUCAGGAGACGAGUCUUCAUCAGCGGCAGCACGAGCAAGGGCACAUCGAGAUAAACUUUUGGCGUUCCAAAGAGAAAAUGCUCAACGGACUCGAGUUUAUGAUGAAGCUAGUGACUACGACAUGACUUUGACCCCUGGGGCUACGCAGUGGAUGAGCCCGGUUCAGCGGGCUGCGGCGCUGAAAAGGCAACAGCAAUACAUUCGCGAGAUGGAAGAGGCGAAUAGACCGGAGUGGGAAAAGAAGAAGACGGUGAUGAGCAUGAGCAUCAGGAACGGGAAGCUGGUCAGGACAUAUGAGCGCCAGAACGUCCCUGCAGCCCCAGAGAAGGUUGACAAUACUGAAGAGAAUGCCGGUGUGGAGGAAGACCCAGCUGAUCAACAUUUGAGUGUUGGGGGUCAAGGUGCAUUCAGCAACAAUCCUCUUCUAGCAGGCGGCAAACUCAUCCGGCCAGUGUGGAAAGCACCUGAAGGUGAAGAGAAGGGCAAGCAGCGGGAGCCAGAGAGAAAAAGUGUAUGGCGAAGAGUGCAGGAUGACAGCGAAGACAAUGAGCGCUGGAUCCUGGAUGGCGGACUGCAUGGCUAUGGCGCAGAGACUAGACUGAUGGAAGAUGGAAGUCAGCAAGAGUGUGGCUAA
Messenger RNA from Exophiala spinifera, 1671 nucleotides. RefSeq lists its product as uncharacterized. The transcript has a single exon. Gene Ontology annotation, cellular component: nucleus. Gene Ontology annotation, molecular function: zinc ion binding. Lineage: Eukaryota; Fungi; Ascomycota; Eurotiomycetes; Chaetothyriales; Herpotrichiellaceae. Gene Ontology annotation, biological process: regulation of DNA-templated transcription. Bases 1 to 1671 code for a protein of 556 amino acids. The record is from RefSeq and is a predicted model, not a curated record.